Microcebus murinus (gray mouse lemur) is the source of this 1229-nucleotide messenger RNA. NCBI's taxonomy places the organism in Eukaryota, Metazoa, Chordata, Mammalia, Primates, Cheirogaleidae. The record is from RefSeq and is a predicted model, not a curated record.
GAACCUUUGCUGUUUUCCUCUUUCAGGGCACCAAUGCCUCUGCUCUGGAGAAAGACAUUGGUCCAGAGCAGUUUCCGAUCAAUGAGCACUACUUUGGAUUGGUCAACUUCGGGAACACGUGCUACUGCAACUCCGUGCUCCAGGCGCUGUACUUCUGCCGGCCGUUCCGCGAGAACGUGCUGGCCUACAAGGCCCAGCAGAAGAAGAAGGAGAACCUGCUCACCUGCCUGGCCGACCUCUUCCACAGCAUCGCCACGCAGAAGAAGAAGGUCGGCGUGAUCCCCCCGAAGAAGUUCAUCUCCCGCCUGAGGAAGGAGAACGAUCUCUUUGAUAACUACAUGCAGCAGGACGCUCACGAAUUUUUAAAUUAUUUGCUGAACACUAUCGCGGACAUCCUGCAGGAAGAGAAGAAACAGGAAAAACAAAACGGAAAACUCAAAAAUGGCAACAUGAACGAACCUGCGGAGAAUAACAAACCAGAACUCACCUGGGUUCAUGAGAUUUUUCAGGGAACGCUCACCAAUGAAACUCGAUGCUUGAACUGUGAAACUGUUAGUAGCAAAGAUGAAGAUUUUCUUGACCUUUCUGUUGAUGUGGAACAGAACACAUCCAUUACCCACUGUCUAAGAGACUUCAGCAACACAGAAACACUGUGCAGUGAACAGAAAUAUUAUUGUGAAACGUGCUGCAGCAAACAGGAGGCCCAAAAACGGAUGAGAGUGAAAAAGCUGCCCAUGAUCCUGGCCCUGCACCUGAAGCGGUUCAAGUACAUGGAGCAGCUGCACAGGUACACCAAGCUGUCCUACCGCGUGGUCUUCCCGCUGGAGCUGCGGCUCUUCAACACCUCCAGCGACGCCGUCAACCUGGACCGCAUGUACGACCUGGUCGCCGUGGUCGUGCACUGUGGCAGCGGUCCGAAUCGCGGGCAUUACAUCACCAUCGUGAAAAGCCACGGCUUCUGGCUUUUGUUUGAUGACGACAUCGUAGAGAAAAUAGAUGCUCAAGCUAUUGAAGAAUUCUAUGGUCUGACAUCAGAUAUAUCAAAAAAUUCAGAAUCUGGAUAUAUUUUAUUCUAUCAGUCAAGAGAAUAACUUAAAGAACCGUGGGACUCAUUCGAGCGGGGGGGAAACGUUGAAAGCACUAUUACCCGGUUUCUCUGCAGACUUGCCUCUUCUGCAGUGGGCCACUGCUGGUGUCACUCCAAGUCCCAAUGGUCUGGCCGUGUUAAA